GUGUUGCCCAAAUCAGAGAAUAUUGCCUCAAUCUCUUUCAUUUAAUGUCUUCAAAAGAUACUUCAACUGUAGAAAUCAGUUACUCUAGUCCUGUUGGUAGUAAAGACGGUGAACCACUCUCCCAAUUAUCAAAUAAAGAUGAGGAAAAGUAUAUAAAAUCUACAUUCACACACUCACCAGACAAGAAGCACUUCACUUGCUCUGUGACAGGUUGUGGCCGUGUCUAUUCAUCAUCAUCCAACCUGAAGCGUCACUUAAAAACUCAUUUAGAUUCGUGCCCUUAUAAGUGCAAUCAGGAGGGGUGUGGUCAAGAGUUUAAGAAGAGACAGAGACUUCUAACUCAUCUAUCACUGACACACAAACUGAAGCAAUUUAAAGUAUUUGUGUGAUAAAGAUGGUUGCUCUGUUGUUUGUUCCUCAUGGUCGUUGCUACGGAAACACAAGUCAGAGGAUCACAAACCAUCAGAAGCAAUUACAUAAGCACAUUGAAUCUCACAGCAUCACUUCAAAAGAGCUCUUCCAGUGCCCAUACACUGAUUGCUCCAGAGCAUAUACCACAAAAUUCAACCUACAGCAACACGUAUCUUCAUUCCACGAGAAUCUAAAGCCUUUUGCCUGCAGGCAGUCUGGCUGCAGUGCCGAGUUUGCCCAUAAAAAUUCUUUGACGCGUCAUUUGAUUAAAGUGCACGGUAGAAAACUAACAGAAUCUCUUACUGCCAUUGAUGGUCUUCCUGUGACAUUGAAUGGUACUCCUAAUGUGACCGGAACAAACAAAAAUAGACGGAGAAGAACCCUAAGUCAGCUGACACUGACUGAGAGGAUAUCAGGACAUGUUAGUGCUAAAGGAGACUGGAGAAGGGGCAAGACUGAGGAGGAGGGAAAGAGGUCCCAAAGAAGCAGCGAACCCCUAUCAAUACACUGUCCAUAAUGAUAUUCAUACUUUGUAAUGAUUAUUACUAUAAAUUGAAUUA
Amphimedon queenslandica is the source of this 971-nucleotide messenger RNA. RefSeq names its product transcription factor IIIA-like. The transcript has 9 exons. Gene Ontology annotation, biological process: regulation of transcription by RNA polymerase II. The coding region runs from base 395 to 928 and encodes 177 amino acids. The record is from RefSeq and is a predicted model, not a curated record. NCBI's taxonomy places the organism in Eukaryota, Metazoa, Porifera, Demospongiae, Haplosclerida, Niphatidae. Gene Ontology annotation, cellular component: nucleus.